GUGCCGCGUACCGUCAUUCGUUCGGCGUGGCACGCGGCGCGCACAACGACUGUUGAACAGUGUGGACGACGGCGAGAGACGUGUAUCCGUGGGCCGUUGCCGUAGGUACGCGAAAACCGUUUUGCACACAACCGUGCGUGCGACCAACCGUCUCGAUCUUCGCCCGGCCGAUCCGCGCGUGAGACAUGUGACCGCGGCCCACACAUGAUUGGCGGCGAGUUUCAGAACUUUAGCACCGCAGCCGCCGCCGCGGUGCAUUACGCGGCCGGUCCACCGUUGUACGACGGACAGCCGCGGUACAACGGUCCGCCGCUCGCGUACGACUUUGCCGGGCAGCAACCGGCGUACGAUUCGGCGGCGGGCCUGGCGUACGGCACCGGUCAGCGGGCCGCGCCGUACCAACCGGCUUACCGGUCGCCUUACGCGCCGCCGCCGCCGACGCCGCAGCGGCUGCCCGACAGAUACAGGGAGGCGCCGCCGGUGCCCGACCGCGACAAGCCGCCUCCGUUGCAGUACGCCAGAGUGCUGGGCGGCGCGUACGGAGGUAAAACGUCGGUGCACGCGGUGUUGGACUACGACGAAGAGGAGCAGCCUUUGGACUACUACGCGGACGGGUCGUGGUACGAUCACGGCAACAAAGUCACCCCGAUCCAAGGGCCGAUAUUGUUGAGAAACGGCACCGUGCCGGUUGUGCCGCUGUACGGGUACCAAAAGGUCAGCAACGGGUCUCUGCUUCAAAUACCCAUACUUUGGACUGCCCUGUCGUUUGCGCUGGGAUACGAAAUCGGCGGCAACGUGAUCCGCGGUACGCCGUGCAUUAAGAAAAACCACCAACUCUUUUGCCCAACUGCGGGGAAAAGUUACCCAGUUGAUCGAAUUGAGAAAUUUAUCGACGAGAACAAAGCGCUGAUGAAACGGAUGUACGGCGAUUUCGAAAUGAUGGAAAACGGACCGUUUCCCAAAGCCAAACGGUCGACGGCCCGAAAGAGAAGACAGGACAACGGUGGAUUCGCCGACGAUCAAACUAAGGCCAACAAGCUGCCGACCAAAGGACAGCCGGCAGACUCCGGAAGAAUAGACUCGUGUGAAUCCAAAGUGGAAGUGGUCACUCCUUAUUGGGCUUCUAAUAGCGUGGGCAAGACUAGAGCAAUUGUCAACACCGAACAUUUCGAACAAGCCAUUCACCAAGAAGUUUGCACCAAGACACUGACGUCUCGUUGUUCCGGCGACUGUGGCUGUGAACAAAAAUACAAAUGGCACAGACUGUUGGCCUAUGAUCCCGACAACGAUUGCAAAGGCAUAUUCAUGGAUUGGUUUUUGUUUCCCUCGUGUUGCGUAUGCCGAUGCGAUCCGACAGUGCUGGCAACGUCCAACAACGGUUGAAUACUUUGCUAUUAAAAUACAUUUUUAAGUAAAAAUUGUUUAUUUUUUUCCAUUGUACACAGUACACAUUGCAUUCCGACUGGAUGUUCUAGUGGGUGUAUUUUAAGUAAAGCGUAAAAAUACAAAUUAAAAAAAAAGAAAAUAAUUAAAAUUACCCGCAAGUCCUUUUUUUUGUUUAUUUUGUAUACAAGUAUUCUUCACCCGUAAGUGGUAACAUUUUUCAUUUGACAAAAAAAAAAAAACAAUUAUUAUUAUAUUUAUAUAUAGAACUAGGUAUUGUUUUUAUGUAUAAAAAGAGUGUUGUUCGAACGUGAACAAGAAAUGUUCGUUUAGAAAAAUAAUACUGCAUCACUAUGUAUUUGUAUUAGGUGUAUAAGUAGUAUUAAGUUAUCUAAUUUAAGGAAUGGUAACGUGAAAAAAACAAUUGUUGUUGUUGUUAAUA
Molecule: messenger RNA, 1825 nt
Organism: Adelges cooleyi (spruce gall adelgid)
Lineage: Eukaryota; Metazoa; Arthropoda; Insecta; Hemiptera; Adelgidae
Gene: spz3
Product: protein spaetzle 3
Exons: 6
Coding region: 205-1383 (392 amino acids)
Biological process (GO): regulation of Toll signaling pathway; central nervous system formation; innate immune response
Cellular component (GO): extracellular region
Molecular function (GO): Toll binding; growth factor activity
Source: RefSeq, a predicted model, not a curated record